This is a messenger RNA of Physcomitrium patens, 3916 nucleotides long. RefSeq lists its product as uncharacterized. The record is from RefSeq and is a predicted model, not a curated record. Lineage: Eukaryota; Viridiplantae; Streptophyta; Bryopsida; Funariales; Funariaceae.
ACGGAUAGGUUGGUUUUACUGCCGUGCGUGAGGUGUUUGAAGGUGACUGGGCCACACGAGCAUUGGAACGUUAGUGCGCGCCAAGACGAGGGUACACAGAAAAUUUCAAAGUGACCCGGUUUUCCAGCGCUCCAGUUUGGUCGUUCCGCUGUGGGAAUGCUAGCAUUGAUUAUUUUUUUUGUUGUUGUUGAUGCAAAUCAUGAUCCCAGCGAUGGCGUCGUUGCUUUCUCUCGCCGCACGAGCUUCCGGCUGGAUGUUUCACCGGUCGAAACUAUGAAAUUUUGUGGAUUCUCGAGAUUUUAUUCAACAAAGGCGUGUCUGAGUUCCCGUUUGUGGGUGCGGAUUCCGGGGUUUCCGUGAAACGGAGGAUUGGCUUAGCUUGACUCCUGGGGGCUUUGCUUUGCUUGGCAUCUCUUGGCUUCCACGUUUCCGGAUUCAACAACAGGUUUAGGAGAUCAAAAUCGUGCCUUCUGUAGAUUUCGUGGUCCAGAUUGGUGAAAUGUGGAUGAUGGGUAUCGGAUUGCGUAAUGUGGCGUGAGGUAAGUGGGCCGCUGCGUAGGCGCCACCAGUAACGCGGACCAAUUCACGUUCAUGUCUUCUGUCUUCUGAUUUGCGAUUAUGCGGACAGUGCUCCGGGACGUUUGAACGUUGCAAGAAUGAAUUGAAGAAGGCAAGUCAGUGUGAAGAGUUCCGCUGGUGAUUGGGAAAUUCGCAUCACGCGGUCUCAUCGCUGAUUUUCGCAGGAACAUGCAUUUGUCUGUAACUUUCUUUCCUGUUGCGUUGUGAUUUUGAAGAUCUAUUGUGCAAUUGAUCAUGUCCCAAUAAUCGAGUUCCUUUGAGAAAGGGGUUUCAGCUUAGGAGUCCCGAAAGGGGUUCCUCUUGGAUUGCAGGCAUACUUUUUAUAAUCACCUCCAUCCAAGGUUUUGCUUCGCCGUCCUUCUCUAACGGGAAGAUCAUCGCUGCGGUCGUGCGGCUACUACCAGAGUUGUGGAAUUCCAUAUUCAUGAAUUGAGAAUUUGAGGACCUCCUGAACUAUUAAUUCAUCAAUCUCCUGCACGAAGCCGCGCGAUUUUAGAACACAGUGAGGGCUGUUGGUGUUUCUCCCCAGGAAUUUUCGAUCUCGUAAUGAGACCAUUCGGAGCAGGGGAAAUUGCGCGGGAUUUUGAGGGGGGUUGUGAAGACUGAGUCAAUCUUAGGGAGGUCCAACGGAUGGCAAUGUAGAGUAAUGUUGGCUCACUCGACGAUGCAGCACAAUAGAUUUCUGGUGUCUUAAACAUCGCGCAUCAUGCACAGGCAGGCUAUGCUUGUGUCUUUGUCACUGUCCCCAGCGUCCACUGCUGCCAUGAAUGACAAGCGCUGGGCUUUCCUGGAAGAAAUAGAUGCGCCUCAAUGGGCAGACCUGAAAGUUGAAGAAGCUUUGGCAAAAGCAGGAACGAUUGGAGACGACCCUUGGUUCUAUCGUAGCCAUUCGCAUCACGAGGUUCCGCUAACAGAUAUUACCGGCGUUAACGCUGCCGACAUUAAAGACCUAAAUUCCAACUUCCGAGCAGCUCAAUUAGAUAGGAAGAAGAAGCAUGGUACGUCGAAAGGGAAGCUUGCUUUUGAUGGUGCCACUGUGACCAAGACCAAGGAUACCAUCAAGGAAGAACGUCACGAAGAAAGUCCAAGAGCUGUGUAUAGCUCAGGGUGCCAUGACACUUUUGUUGAAUCCCCGAAGGAUUGCAUCGCUUCACCAAUUCUAUGUAAAUCACCAGAAAAUAUCUUCGGUUCCCGGAAGUUCAUAACUACUACCUCAGAUGACUUUCUGAGAUCAUCUGAUGGACUUGGGGCUCUACAAAGCUUCAAUUCUAGAUUCAAUUUACGUGAAAGCCUUAUUGCCAAUGGCUGCACCAGUAGGGAUUCUGAUGUAAGGAACAGUCAGCCAGAGAUAGUGAAAAGCAGACACAACAGGUCCAUAUCGGAUUCAUCAGCGGGGCAGUCAGGAAUUUGUGAGGAUGAGGACACAUCAGCCCAGCCUAAAGCAGCUUGGCAAGAUGCAAUUUUUUCUAGACUGAAUGAUACAAGUAGUCUGAGAAAGAGCCUCGGUUCCGCAGUUAGAGGGAGGACUGACGGGUCUGAUGACGCUUCUGUCAACAAACAGGGAGCAGGUACACUUCCUAAAUCUAGACUGGUCCGUCAAAGCGCGGAGCAAAGCUCCGCAGUGCAACCAGCGGUCAGCAGUUCUGCGACAGGGUUUACCGCUAUCAAGAAUUAUGAUGGUGCCUCGACUGCGAGUUCUCGAUCUGAUGCUGCCCGUUCUUGUGACGUGAGCUCUGGUUUUGGAUUGGUCAAUAAGCUGGGAGUUAAUUCCUCUGUUCAAGCUUUUGAUGAUAUUCGUAGAAUGAGGAGAAGCUGGGGGUCUGCAUUACGGGUAGAAGUGAGUGACGAUUCGUCAGUUGAAGACGCAAUUGCGAAGCAUGACGUUCCUGAAGCGCCUCCAGUUUCUGAUGCGAAGGCUUGCUCACCUCUGAAGCUAGAUAGAAUGGCAAUCGACUUUCCAUCAGUGGUGGACUUGAAAGCUAUCAGAACUGAUCUCGUAGAAAAGAAGCUACCUGACAUCGAAGUGCCUGCGCUGGCCCGGGCUGGUGAGCGCAGAUCACAAAUUUUUAGUGGCAAAGGGGAAGAUGCAGAAUCGUCUUCACCAAGAGUUAUUGCAAACGGAUCGAAGAAGAACUUCAGGCGGUCUGUGUCAUUUGAUCAUACUUCGGGUAGGGGGGCGGACAAGACCCCCGUUCCAUCUCGAAGCUCUCUUCUUCAGCAAAAACAAGCUUCAAGAGCUUCUCCGAUUUCGGCCUCUCGUACUAAUGGCGUGGUUAGAAAAGGAGAGAAAGUCAGUCUCCUCUCGAAAGGAGGCAAAGAGAAUACGAGAAUCCAAUCUCCAUCGAAGUCAAAGCUCAACCCAGAACCAGCAGUAAGCAAUCUGUUGCCCAGGAUGAGUCGGCAAUCCGUUACCAGGACGAGUAUGCCGAGCCUGACGUUUGCUGCCCAUGCUAGAGCUGCCAUGAGAGAAAAUGGAGGAUCUAAUCUCAAACCUAGCAACAAUGGCGUUCUAGACACAAAUGUAUUAGAUUCCAGUAAGGCUGCUACAUCCACUGCUACGUCUGCCGUUAGGAAAUCUGUAUCAGGAUCAGAAAUCGGAUCUCGGAAGAAGACGGUCGCAACUCCAGUUACAGUCUCGAAAACCCCCUCUAAAACCAGGCAAUCAGCAUUGCGGUCAAGUAUGCCUGUGUUUUCUUCGUCUUCCGUCAAGCAGGCUGGUAAUCCUGUACCAGAAACCGGGAUGUGCCAUAAGCAUGAACAGAAGAAAUCUAAUAAGAUGAGCAACGUAGAGACAGAUUUAGCAGGUCUACAAGCAGAGCACAACCGCAAAUUUCGGCCCAAGACCAAGUAUGAGCCUAGAAUCCACUCUGUGAAAGACAUCAGGGAGUGGGAGGCUAGAACCGGACAGUUAUUUUAUAACUUGCCCCCAGCAGAGCGUGAGAAAGCGAAUGUGGAAAUUAGUGCUGCAAAGCAACCGCGGCUAAAAUGAAUGCCAUAUUCAUAUAUCUACACAACUUCACGCAACUUUCAGGUUGAGUAGCCUCCGGCCCGUUAAUGGGUUCCGGUUGCGACUUGUAUCAUAUCUUUGAGUAGAAACUGAUACUGGCACUGUACAGUACAUUGGAGCGUCUCCAUUCACCCUUGUACUCCUUUCAUCCGUGGCUCGAGGCAUUGGUUGUAGAAAAUUAUUGAUAUGAACAUUUAUUCGCUCCGUGAGAACGGGCAGAGAAGAUAAUUUGUGUGUAUGUACAGGAGAUCUACAUACCCGAAGGAAACCCACCCUGCUGAAUGUACUCGAGAUAUUGUGCCCUUAGUUAUGAGCUAUUGUGUUAACUUA